AUGAAGAGGGACCGCGAAUGUUCUACAGCCAUACUGAUGCCGUCCACCAGUACAACGCAGUCAUCAACAUCCUCAGGCAAGGAGGCUUGUAUCGCGUCAGAGCCGAGACUAACAGAUGGACAGUUUUGUGGUCCUUGCAUCCAUCGCCAGACCAGCUUCGUCGUUUCAGUCCGGUGCAGCGGACAAAUCAUUUUCCGGGCUCUUAUCAUUUGGGUCGCAAGGACUGAAUCAGGGGGAUGCCAGGGGUUUGCGGUUAAGGAUGGUUAA
Cladocopium goreaui is the source of this 267-nucleotide messenger RNA. Lineage: Eukaryota; Dinophyceae; Suessiales; Symbiodiniaceae. The record is from the annotation of a GenBank genome assembly.